Acipenser ruthenus (sterlet) is the source of this 7618-nucleotide messenger RNA. RefSeq names its product synaptopodin-like. Gene Ontology annotation, cellular component: nucleus; Z disc; actin cytoskeleton. The coding region runs from base 2176 to 5232 and encodes 1018 amino acids. The record is from RefSeq and is a predicted model, not a curated record. The transcript is spliced from 4 exons. Gene Ontology annotation, molecular function: actin binding. Gene Ontology annotation, biological process: positive regulation of actin filament bundle assembly. NCBI's taxonomy places the organism in Eukaryota, Metazoa, Chordata, Actinopteri, Acipenseriformes, Acipenseridae.
UAACAGGCUGCAUUAUUUAGCGGUUGGGUUGAGUGAAGAUGUCUGUUUGCACAAAGCUCCCCACUGAAGUGUGCAGCUCAGUAGGACAGGUGGUUGCACUUUGUGGCUCAGGGUCUGGGGCUCCACUCCAUCGACUAUCUCAGGAGGGACCAGAGUAUUAUUUUUUAAUACUAGCUGUGAAAAAUGAAAUGCGAGGUCAGAGCGGGUGGUCUUUCCACUAGUUCUGGAGAGGCUACAAAGGUGCAAUUGUGGAGGGUGGGAAUCUAUUAAUGUACAGCAUUCUCACUGUUUGCUUUUUUUAUAUUGUCAUUUAAUCAAGACAGACUUUUUGCACUCGGUAAUGUGCUGCUACACAUGUGAGCCCUUCCCGUAUUUUUGUUGCAAUCAAUUAUCUGACUUGGUGGGCUUCAAAUGGUAUCUGAAAUUCUGUUAAAAUAAACUGCUGUAAAAAAAUUGUUAUACUUUAAGAUCCUCAACAACAAACAGCCUGCUUGUUUGACAAUUGGAAAUAAAUACACAGAGUGAACUGCCAUACAUAUUUACAUUACUUUAAUUCCAAUAGAAAUAAAUGAAUGUAGUUGCCAUGGCAUCAAAAGCCUAUAAGUACCUCCACUGUUUGUUUUCAAACACACUUUCCCUUGAGGAAAGGUAUGUUAAACAUACUGAAACAUUGGGAAGUUGGCUCUUUGUUGAUGAUACAUUCAACACUCAUGGACAGUAUUAACGAACAUGGGUCUGUCGCUGAUAAAUUCAGUUUAGGGAUUCAAAUCAUAAAGGAGUUUAAAAUCAUAAAUAACUUGUUGUUAUUACAGCCUCAUUAUGUACAGUCGUGUUUACAUUAUAAAAAGAAAGUGUAAGUGGAAAUGGCAUGGCCUGUCUUGAUUUUGUUUCUUCUCUCUCACUCUCACAGCUCACCACCACCCUGCCCAAUCCCCAGCAGCUUGUAAUAUCUAGAAGAAAUUGCUAACUGAUGUACAGAAAAAGAAGAGCUUUUAGUGAAACUAGACAUCCAACAGCUGGCUGGGAAUGCUAAAAAGACAACCAGCUUCCAAAAUGUGAAGAAUUUCUCAUUGGCCUCACAUCGUCAGUGGAGCUCAUCCACACAAGCAUAUUAGCAAAACCACAGAGCAAAGAGGGGAAUGGGCGGGAGAGAGAGACCAAAGCAAUAAAAGCAAAACUAGAAAAGCGGACCACAGGACACUGACAGAACGGAGUUAACCCUUUGCAUGUCUGGUUUGAGUCAAGGAUACAUAGUAAAAUAGGAAAAGACAAAAAACCUAAAUACCUAUACAAAUGAACAAAUAAACACAACCUCUUUUCUUUAAUGUUUCUGUAUCUCAAGGGGGCAGUGGAGACAAAUCAACCAAGCAAAGUGUAUAAAGUAUAUUUGAUGCCACUUAAAAAUACAGGAUAGCAAUAAAACAUUCAAGUGGCUGUUCAGUUGACCCGUAUCUGAAGACAGAUCUUGAACCUCUUAGAAUAAUAUUUUUUUCAAGUCGCUUACUUUCUUUCGUCAGUUUAUCAAAGUGUUUUCCUUGAUGCCCUGCCAGCCACUCAGUGCCUAUUUUUGUGGAAACCUGUCCCUUCAAACUUUAAAUCAUAAAAUUUACUGUCUGAUUCAUUUUAGCUCAUGUGAAACUUUAGUGCACUACCCUGAACUUGUAGAAUAGACUGAAAUUCCUGAAAGCGACCUUACAUUAUACAGAAACACAGGAAGUUUUCAAAGUGCUUGACAUUUACUGGAGCUAGCUCAGUCUCCAGCUUUACUGUGAGUGCUGCAGAAAAAUAAUCUACCCAAGAGACAUACUCUUAGAGAGAAAAGAUACAGGUUUAUGAAAAUGGCAGCUACUGGAUUAUGGAAAAAGAAAUGAAGAAAAAUAUCUGCAGUUGAGAAAGAGGACACAGUUUUUGAGGGAAUUAAGUGGAACAGAUGUAGCUUUUACUGGACCCACAAGGGAGCAGAUCAUUGUUGAGCAAUAUCUUUGGCCACUUUCCAAGGGAACUGGUACAAAGUGCAGUCUCGGGGUGCUUAGGGGAGGUCUUGUAAUUUCAAAAAGGACAAAGCUUGAUGAUCUGAAAGUAUUGCUUGCAUUUUACUGUUGUGGAUCAGCACAGACCGUCAACAAGAGGACAGUAAAUACCUGCAAAUAAACCCCCUCUUGAAGGACGUGCCCUAUGAUGUGGAAGCUUGACUCUUUGGAGCAUCAGUCCAGAGCAGAGGGGUCUUCAGAACCUGGUCUCGCAUUAGGUGACAACAUCCAACCGUCUUUGAAUGCAGAGGCCAGCCCUUCCGGGAUUAAUACAGAGAUGAAAAAAACAGGCCAAGUCUUUGCUCAGCCCCAGACAUGGAGCUGGGCUGCGACGGACCAAAAUCAACAGGGAGACGUGAAGGAGGAAGAAAGAGCCCAGCAGCCAGUGAGGCGAGAAAUGAGUUGGGCAGGCCCCGAGCCAGGAGCUGAGCACUGGAACUCAAACAGCCUCGGCCAAAGGAGGGAGAGGCCUGUCUGCCUUCUCUCAGAGUCGGAGCUGCCUCUGGAAGAGGAAUCGGGAGGAGCAGGCAGCGCCCCAGACUGGGAGAGGUCAGAAGAGGAGUGGAGGGUGGUGAAAGUGAAGCCGGUGAUGAUCACCAGCGCCACGCCGCAGGCCAAGGAAACAAAUCUUUCCAGAAGCGCCAGCUUCUCAGAAAAAGAGCUAAAGGAAGCAAGAGACAGGAGUCAGAUAAUAGCUGCCCAGCUGACCACCCCGCCCAACGCCAACUCCAGAGGGGUGCAACUCUUCAACAGGCGCAAGCAGCGGGUGAACGCCUUCACCCUGGUCAGCUUUGGCAAAGGAGCCGGACAGGGGCCUCUUGACAAGGACUCCAAAACAUGUGAGGGAACGUUCACUGAUAAACAGAACCCAGACCCAAGCGGCAGCUGCACACCAAAGUCCCUGAAGUGCAGGUCAGUGUCUCCGAGACACAGGGAUACCGGAGACAAGAUCAUGGAGGAGCAAGUUGAAAGCAUCCAUGAAGCGGACACAGACGACAGUAGUUUAGAAAUUCCUGAGGUGCAGGUUAGGAAAGGGCUGGCUGAAGAGCUGAGAUCUGAGGCUGUUGCAGUGGCUUCGACCCAGGAGCUGAAAGAAGAGCCUCCAAGUGAGGUUUUCAACUAUGAUAAGAAGGAUCAGCCAACCCAUGGUCUUCUGGAAGCUGAGGAAAAUGGGCCAAGCUAUUUGGUCAUAACUGGCAAAGUCCAAAACAAAAUUUCAAGUGCAGAGAAAAGUGGAGAAAUUUCAGUGUCCCUGAGUAAACAACCGCCCACUAUAGUCAACAGAACAGCAAGGCCGUUCGGGUCCCCUGCCUUGGUAAGCGUGCGAGAGACAAGAAGUCCUGUGUCUCCACCACCAGCCUUUUCAACUCCCCCAAAGCCAGCCCUUCCAGCUCCUCAGACACCAUCAUUUCCAAAUCCUCCGCCAGUGUCCCGAGUCAUCUCUCCAUCACCUGCUCCUUAUGUGCCACUGUAUGCGGCAAGCACAGACCAAAGACCAGCCUAUGAGCCACGGUGUAGCAAUGAAGAGAGACAGCAUGUGCCCGUGCAGAAAUCUGGCAUACUGGAAGAAGGUAAGACACGGAGGGCGUCCAGGAAGUCUAUGUUCACGUUUCAAGAGAAGCCCAAGGUCAAUCCAAACCCUGAGUUACUGUCCCUGGUGCAAGGUGUAGACGAGAAGAAAAAGCACAAACAGCCCGGGGGGCAGACACAAGACGAGGAGCUUCUAGCCCUAGGUGCUGAAGCAUCAAACUUCCUGACUAAAGCAAAUUCAGAGGACUCCAAGGCACCUGAAUGGUCAUCAUGCUUGAAAAGCUCUGGAUCAAGGGUUAUGUCUGAACCCAAGCCAGCUCAGGGGCUGACCAACGUUGCAGGGAAAGGGGCAGAGCUGUUUGCCAAACGGCAGACCAGAAUGGAAAAGUAUGUGGUAGAAUCCCCACCAGUUAUAAGAGGCUCUCUGAGGUCCCCCUCCCCAACCAUGUCCCUACCUCCUUCUUGGACAUUUGCAUCUAACGUGCCAGGGCGGGUGAGAGCCAUGGCUGACUCUGCUAACAUCACUGCUAAUCCUUCCAGGAACGCCAAACAGCAAUCAUCUGGUUCUUUUGCAGAUCAAGAAAGCCCAGUCAUGGAAAAUGGAAGCUCCAAGAAAGAGAUGGCCAUUGCAAAGCACCAGCCUUAUCAGAUGAACUCCUCUCUCUUCAUCCUCUCCCCGAGCAAAGACCCAGUGAGGUCCUUACCCAGGGCUGCACCACCUCCCAAACCCACGGUCCUAGACAGAGCCUACACCAGGCAGAGCUCCCUACCUUUCUCCCCUCCUCCUGUAUCCCCACUGUUCGACAGUCCAACACCCUUCAGAGCCACCAAGUGCCUUUCCUCUCAGGUGCCACCAAGCCCAGUCAAUGGACUAGGAACGCAGUUCAGACCGAGCCUCGGAGCUCCUCUGGAGGUGGCCGAGGCUCCUCCAGCCUCCCCAGCUUCAUCUCUGCAGCUGGGCCGUGUCUCCUCACCACGCCCUGGCAUCCAGGCUCCGAGACCCACAUUCUGUGCCAAGAAGGCAGGGAUCGAACCCCAGGCCUGGAAGGAGUCUCUCUCAGUAACUAGUACCUGGACCCCCCGUCAGUCUAGACCCCCGAGCAGUCCGGACAGAGGUACAGGUGUGUCAAAGGCGCAGCCAGCUGCUGAAGUCCCUGUGUCCUCCCCACAGGCCCGCUAUCCAUCGUCAGGCUCGUCUCCUCUCUCCCCUCCCUGGGAUCAGCGGAGCCAGUCCUCCAUCGGCCAGGACAUCAAGGCCAGUCGGCGCAUGCUAGCCAAGAACAUCAUCAACGCUGCCAGGAGGAAGAACACCACGUCACCUGGGGGACGUGACGGGCGAGGGGCGUCCACGUCUCCUACGAGCGUCUCUUUCUUACACCAUGGACAGCAGCCCCCCAGCCCCUUGUCCUUUCAAGCCAGGACUUUGGUAAACCAGUCUCCAACAUUCUGGAGUCCCCCGGAGACCCCAACCAGGAUGAUCAGGUCGCCCGUGCGCUUGUACGCCACCCGGUCGCUGACGGAUUCAGAUGCCUCGGGGGAUUCCGAAGACUCCGGGUUGAGAUCCCCCAGCUCCGGCCUGAAGUCCCCGGGUGCCCGGAGCUACAACACCUGCCCCCGAGGCUGGAACGGAGGCGUGAGGCUAAAGAGGGACGGCAUCUCUGCAGAGCUGUGAAGAGCUCCAUUGCGACUCCUGUAGGACAGGCCUAGAAUGAUGUCACUGCUGGGAAGUGCUUUCAUUGGCUGAAACAAAACGGCUUCACUAGGAAGCAUUCCAUUGACCAAAACAAAGAUGGCACCAAUAGAUUGCACUCUGUUGAACUAAAUAAACACAGCAUUCCUGAGGAAAUUCCCAGUGACCAAAGAUAACCGUGUUUUCUCAACAAGUAGAAUUUGUUAGUCCCAGAGUCCUAAAGAUGUAUUGGAAUUUGGAAAUGUGUUACUUUUUCCCCCAGCUAUUAUUCCUCUUUGUUUUUGUUUUGUUUUGUUUGGUCUUUUUAGCCAGUAAAACAGUUUUCACCAGUAGAGGAAAGACAACGAAAGGAUUUAAUUAUGUAAUCCAGGAAGAUAAUGUUGAAAACUUAUCUAUAUGCCCCAAUUUAGCACUUUGCUGAUAAAUCUGGAGCUGAAUGAUUUUGCAAGAGCUAGAAGGACAAAGCUCAACGCUCACAGAAAUAGGGGCUGUCAUUUGAUGCUGGAUAUCGCAGUCAGGCAGUCAGUGUCCACUCUGGAAGACACAAGACAGGCUGCAAUCAGUCAGACGUUUGGAUCCUGUUUUUGGAGAACAUAAUUGCACUUUGAUGUUUUGCUCGUUUAUUUUUAGUGGCUCUUUAGACCUCAAAGUGGAGUUAAUGAUAACUGAACUGAAUCACUUCCCAAAUGAGAUGUGGGAAUUCGGUUGUUUUGUGGAUUUGCGAAACAAACACCCAGUUUAAGAAAAAUGCAUAGCCAGUGUUCAGCUGUCGCAAACAACACGUUUGAUCUUAGAGGCUGAAGACGAAGCAAUACUUACCAUGUGACAUUCCUGUAUAUAUUCUGUGUCAAGUGAGAGGGAUUUUUAUAGUAGAUUGAAAGUCUGGAAUCAGGCUGUUUGUAAACUGGAGUCAACCUUAAGUGAAGUGAAUAUUAUAUUAGUGUUUUGAUUAGCAAAAGGUCAGCGAUUAUAAACUGGACCCACAAAGAGGCAGAGAGGAGGUUGUGAUGUCACAAAGGACUGCUCAAGAAGAGGCAGACUAGAGGAGGCUGUGAUGUCACAAAGGACUGCUCAAGAAGAGGCAGAGACUAGAGGAGGUUGUGAUGUCACAAAGGACUGCUCAAGAAGAGGCAGAGAUUAGAGGAGGUUGUGAUGUCACAAAGGACUGCUCAAGAAGAGGCAGAGAUUAGAGGAGGUUGUGAUGUCACAAAGGACUGCUCAAGAAGAGGCAGAGACUAGAGGAGGUUGUGAUGUCACAAAGGACUGCUCAAGAAGAGGCAGAGAUUAGAGGAGGUUGUGAUGUCACAAAGGACUGCUCAAGAAGAGGCAGAGAUUAGAGGAGGUUGUGAUGUCACAAAGGACUGCUCAAGAAGAGGCAGAGAUUAGAGGAGGUUGUGAUGUCACAAAGGACUGCUCAAAAAGAGGCAGAGACUAGAGGAGGUUGUGAUUUCACAAAGGACUGCUCAAGAAGAGGCAGAGACUAGAGGAGGCUGUGAUGUCACAAAGGACUGUUCAAGAAGAGACAGAGACUAGAGGAGGCUGUGACGUCACAAAGGACUGCUCAAGAAGUUCACAUGAGUUCCAGUUCAUAUGUCAUGCAGUAGAACUGCUUUUAUACACAGCAGAUCUUGUUGAGAAAUAGUUUCACUAGACCAACUCAAUGUCAGGUUUGGAUGGCAUCAUUUAACUACGGUCUGGAUAGGAUAACAAUAAAGCAGUUAUCGACAGGCAGUUGUCUUAACAUCAGACAUUACACAUAUAUAUAUAUAUUUUUAUCUAACCAUUAUUAUUCACUUUAGCUUCUGCAAACACAUUUCAUUUCAGUUUUACAAAAUAGUUAUUUCAAAUUGCAAUGUUCCUGAAACAAAAGACCUACAUUACAAAAUGACAUUUCUAAUUUUAAAAUACUGUUUUUGUUUGUCCUUAAACAUGUAUUUGUUUAAUAUUUGAAACACAUCCCUUUCUCUGGACCUUAUUAGAAGCUUAAUUAGUCCAAUUAACUAAUUUAGGAUAGGAUAAAAACCAAGAGGGACACCGGCCCUCCAUGACCUGAAUUGUGCACCACUGAUUUAGAGUCAUUUAGGCCAAUAAAGGGAUAUUGCAAUUAUAAAAUACAGUAAAAGUAUAAAAUAUAUAGUAUGUGUAUUCUCGCUUGCUGGUAUCAGAUAAUGUAUACAUUUCUUAGUUAUUAGGUUCAACAUGACAAAGGGUUCUGUCAGAAUAUGACAUCAUCACAGUGCUCUGCAACUCCUGUAUCCUGUAUUCUGUGAGCUCCUGAAUCUGCAGAGACUCAUGUGUAACAUGUCAUUUUACAUGUAUUAAUGGGAUUAUAUUAAACAGUGUGCCAAGUAUCAGCACUUCAAAUUUA